UACUGGCGUCCACAGCGGCGGUAAUGGGCGGUGUUUGGCGUCACUUAGCCGGACCCUGCAGCCGCCACCGUUCACGCCGUAGCCCCGUCGGCUGUGUGCCGCCUGUCAACAUGGUUAUCUUGACGUGGGUUCGUCGGUGUCUUCCGUGGUUAUUUACCGAGGAGUCCUAGUGUGCUCCUCCGUGCCCGGCCUGCCUCGGUGAGCAGCUCCGUCUGAGCGUUUAGAUGCCUUGGCCAAGAUGAGUGUCAAGGCCUUCGAGCUCAUCCCGGCUGUGGAGCGGGACCUCCUCAUGGGCGAUAAGGCUCGCAUCAACAUCGAAUGUAUCGAAUGUUGCGGGAAGCACUUAUAUGUGGGAACCAACGACUGUUUCAUCCACCACUUCCUGCUGGACGAGGUUACCUCCGCCAAAGGGAAGCGGACUUACUCGGCCCAGAAACUGCUUCACAAGUACCUGGGCCUGAAGAAGCCGGUGGCGGAGCUGCGGGCCGCCUCGGCUCUGGAGCGCCUGAUCGUGCUGUGCGACGGCGUGGUGUUCCUCGUGGACAUGGUGACCCUGGAGACCGUGCCGUCGGCCGCGGGAGGCGGAGCCCGGAUCCGAGGCGUGACGGCGUUUUGCGUCAACGAGAACCCGGUGAACGGCGAUCCGUUCUGCGUAGAGAUGGGUGUCCUUUCCUCGAAGCGCAGGACUGUGCAGAUUUACAUGGUGUACGAGGACCGGGUGCAGCUGCUCAAAGAGGUGACCACGCCGGAGCAGCCCUGCGCCGUCUGUCUCGACGGCUACUUCCUGUGCCUGGCGCUGGCGACGCAGUACAUGAUCCUGAACUACCACACAGGAGCCGCCCAAGAUCUCUUCCCUUACAACAGCGAGGAGAGGAGACCCAUUGUGAAGAGGAUUGGUAGGGAGGAGUUCCUCUUGGCGGCGCCGGGUGGUCUUGGAAUGUUUGCCAAUGCAGAAGGGGCUUCCCAACGGGCGCCGGUCAGCUGGUCCGAGAACGUGAUUGGCGCGGCCGUCUCCUUCCCGUAUGUGGUGGCCUUAGACGAGAGCUUCAUCACCAUCCACAGCAUGCUGGACCAACAGCUGAAACAGACCCUUUCAUUCAGGGAUGGACACCUUCUACAGGACUUUGAAGGGAAGGUCAUUCUGGCGUCCACUAAAGCCGUGUACGUUCUGGUACCAAUGCCACUGGAGAGACAGAUCCAGGACUUGCUGGCCAGCCACAGAGUGGAGGAGGCGCUCAUCCUUACAGAGGGAGCGCAAAGAAAUAUUCCCAAAGAAAAAUUCCUGAUCUUGCACAAAAGAAUUCUGCAACAGGCAGGCUUCAUACAGUUUGGCCAGCUUCAAUUUGUAGAAGCGAAAGAGCACUUCUGGAAAGGUCAUCUGGAUGUGCGGGAGCUGAUUUCGCUCUACCCGUUGCUGCUGCCGGCGUCUUCUUCAUUCACACGCUGCCACCCUCCUCUGCACCAGUUUGCAGACCUCAAUCACUUGGCGCAGGGAGACCAGGAAAAAGUGUUGCUGUGCAAGAAGUUCCUGAUCAGCUAUUUGGCAGAGGUGCGAAGCACAGAGGUAGCAAACGGUUGCAGAGAGGACGUGGACACGGCAUUGUUGAAACUGUAUGCCGAACAAGAUCAUGAGAGCCUUCUGGACCUGCUGGCGUCAGACAAUGCCUGCCUGUUAGCAGACUGUGUCCCGUGGCUGGAGAAAUAUCACAAAUAUUUUGCACUCGGGCUGCUCUACCAUUCUAACGGCCAGGAUCCAGCAGCUCUUCAGAUGUGGACCCGUGUCGCUGACGGCCAUCUAGAGGAUUCUACAAGAACGGAUCUCUUUGACUACAUUGUGGACUUUCUCUGCUCCACGGCCAAUCUGGACCUCGUGUGGAAGUACGCAAACUGGGCGCUACACAAGGAUCCCGCUACAGCUGUCCACAUCUUUUCCAAGAGGUCCGGUGAUCAGGCCCAGGCAGACCUGAAGCCUGAUGAUGUCAUCGCAUACCUGGGAGAGCACAGAAAGGCUCUCCUCCUCUAUUUGGAACACCUGGUGCUUGAAAGGCGGACACAGAAGGAGAAAUUCCACACCCAUCUGGCAGUCUUGUACGUGGACAGGGUCUUGUCCCUGCUGUCGGACUCUCCAGCCAAUGAGGAGCAGCUGAGCAGCACCAGAGAGAAGCUCCAGGCUCUCCUCAGGGAGUCCAACCUGUACAGAGCCCAGCAUCUUCUAGGUAAGGUGGAAAAGUGCGAGCAGCUGCUGCUAGAGCGUGCGACGCUGCACGGGAAGCUAGAGGAGCACGACAAAGCGCUCGACAUCUUGGUGCACGAGCUGAGAGACUUCCCGUCUGCAGAGGCCUAUUGUGUUUGGGCUUCUUCCUCCCAGGACCCUGCUGCCCGACAACAACUGUUCCACCUCCUCCUGGGGGUGUAUCUCCAACAUUGCGCAGCCGGGGAAUCCCCGGCGCGUGGAGACCGCGGCGAUCUGGAGAUGGCGGCGGUGGACCUGCUGAAUCGCCACGGCGAGACGUUUGACGCGGUGCACGUGCUGAGGACUCUGCCGGACAGCUGGUCGCUACAGCUGCUGCGGCCCUUCCUGGGUCGAGCCAUCAGGGCCAACAUGCACGCCUCACGCACGUCCCGCCUCGCCCUCGGACUCGCCCACUCCGAGCACCUUCAACUACUGCAUGACAAGCUGAAAGAGACGAAGAAGCCGAUCACUGUGUCGGCCAAGAAGGGAUGCCACUUGUGCCACAACACCUUCAGCGAGCCCGACGUGGUGUGUCUGCCCGGCGGCGUGCCCGUCCACGCUCACUGCCUGGCCCAGAGAGUAAGAGACUCGCCCACAAAGAGACAGCUAACCAACAGCAACAAUCACACGUGAGGAAAAAAAGAAAACUGGGUUUUUGACGAGAGGCUCCAAAACAAGGAUGGUGAGGACGAGGGCAAAGCACAGAGGUCACUAAGACAGAAGGUUUUAUGUGAUGCACGUGCAGAAUGUUGUGCAGGUCAAAGUCAGCUCAACCCUCCUUUCAAGUAGCAGUGGAGUGGAAAAACAAGUUAACUUUAUUUAUACACUUACUUGUGUUUCAUUAUGUCCAUUAAACCAUAUCCAACUGUA
Molecule: messenger RNA, 3103 nt
Organism: Nerophis lumbriciformis (worm pipefish)
Lineage: Eukaryota; Metazoa; Chordata; Actinopteri; Syngnathiformes; Syngnathidae
Gene: tgfbrap1
Product: transforming growth factor, beta receptor associated protein 1
Biological process (GO): intracellular protein transport; autophagy; vesicle-mediated transport
Cellular component (GO): cytoplasm; membrane
Source: RefSeq, a predicted model, not a curated record